AAAAAAAUCAGAUUAAAGGUCGGUUCGACGGCGGGGUAUGACUUUGGUGUGAGACUAGUCCCUGCGUGCCUUCCCUUCUUUCUUCAUCUGCCCCGGCUGCUGCAACUACCUUCGCUCUUCCAAGUGCUAGUCCCAUCCAUAGUCCAUACGUAUUUACCUCUGCAACAAUCCAUCAGAUACCAACGUUGCCGAGGAAUAGAAGAAGGGAGAGGGGGUCUUGAAGAGCAGUGGGCCUCGUCGAAGCAGCGUUUUCCAUGGAAAUGGAGUCAUCGAGAAGGGCCAGAAGGCUGGUGGCAUUCGAUUGGACUACUCGCCCCUUCUGAAAGCAUGCUUUGCGGGCUCCGAUCGGUGGUGAGUCUUGUACUAAUAAGCUGCUGUGAUGAGAGGGAACUUCCUUACCCGCAGGAUUCUGCAGAGAUUCCGCCAGCUUGCGAUCUACUCCGUUGGAUCUCUCAAGAUCAAACUUCUCCUCUGUUGCUGUAUCGCUUUCACUUUCUUGCUUAUUGCUGGCCGAACUGCGUCUUUCUCGGCAUGGACACAACGCCACGUUUCUCUUCAUGACUUCUCUACUCCCAGGAAAGGUUACACUCUAUUAAUUAACACGUGGAAGAGAUAUGAUCUUCUAAAACAGUCUAUUUCCCAUUAUGCAUCCUGUGCGGGGCUUGAUUCAAUACAUAUUGUGUGGAGUGAACCUGAUCCUCCAUCAGAUUCUCUUCGUGAAUUUCUGUGGCAUACUAUUAAGUCGAACUCGAGAGCCAAUAAAGACAUUGAACUGAGGUUUGACAUAAAUAAGGAAGACAGUCUGAAUAACCGUUUCAAGGAAAUUAAGGAUUUGAAGACAGAUGCUAUCUUUUCAAUUGAUGAUGAUGUCAUAUUUCCCUGCACUUCAGUAGAGUUUGCUUUCAGUGUUUGGCAGAGUGCUCCUGAUACCAUGGUGGGAUUUGUACCCCGUAGUCAUUGGGUGGAUAAAUCGAAGGGAAACAUGGACUUUUACACUUACGGGGGCUGGUGGUCCGUUUGGUGGAUGGGUACAUACAGUAUGGUGCUUUCAAAAGCUGCCUUUUUCCACAAUAAGUAUCUUUUCUUGUAUACAAACCAGAUGCCGACAUCAAUUCGAGAAUAUGUAGCCAAAAACAGGAAUUGUGAGGACAUUGCAAUGUCUUUCCUCGUAGCAAAUACAACUGGUGCUCCCCCCAUAUGGGUGAAAGGUAAAAUAUUUGAGAUUGGUUCAACUGGAAUCAGUAGUUUGGGUGGUCAUAACGAGCGAAGAACCCAAUGCGUCAACAAGUUUGUUGGAGAGUUUGGGCGCAUGCCAUUGGUAUCAACAUCUGUGAAGGCUGUGGAUAGUCGCAACUGCUUGUUUUGGUGAUGUUGGAUUUUUCUUCACCGAUAUAUGGGAGAGGGUUGGGCAUGCUGCCCGCUUUCAGUGAGCUAGUGGUAUACACCAAUCACAUGGCUGGACACACGAUGGUAAGGGGGUUUUUUCCAAAGGGGGAGGAGAGAGGAUGACACAUACUGGGCACACCACCAGGGUGCCCAGCCCCCAUUAAUUUUUUUUUUCCCCCACGAUUUUAGUCGAGUUAUUUCCAUUCUUAUUUAUUUGUAACAUGUAUCAUAUCUCUCUUUUCAUUCUUAAAUAUGAUUUUAUAGAUUAUACAGUAUUUUUAGAUUUUGGAACUCCA
Macadamia integrifolia is the source of this 1682-nucleotide messenger RNA. Its product is annotated as glycosylinositol phosphorylceramide mannosyl transferase 1-like. The coding region runs from base 380 to 1369 and encodes 329 amino acids. Gene Ontology annotation, cellular component: membrane. NCBI's taxonomy places the organism in Eukaryota, Viridiplantae, Streptophyta, Magnoliopsida, Proteales, Proteaceae. The transcript has 5 exons. Gene Ontology annotation, molecular function: glycosyltransferase activity. The record is from RefSeq and is a predicted model, not a curated record.